Molecule: messenger RNA, 1755 nt
Organism: Cucumis sativus (cucumber)
Lineage: Eukaryota; Viridiplantae; Streptophyta; Magnoliopsida; Cucurbitales; Cucurbitaceae
Product: ribonuclease 1
Exons: 4
Coding region: 813-1535 (240 amino acids)
Biological process (GO): RNA catabolic process
Cellular component (GO): extracellular region
Molecular function (GO): ribonuclease T2 activity; RNA binding
Source: RefSeq, a predicted model, not a curated record
UUUUUGCUUGUUACAAAAAAAAAAAAAAACUACAUAAUCGGGUAUCAUUUUCUACGUGAUUGUGCAUAAUUGUCUAUACGCUUAUCAUGAUCAUUUAAAAGUAGAAUUACAUGUGCGCAUGUGGUCGAGUAAUCACGAGUUAACUAUGGCAUUUUUUGCAUUUUUCAGUGUACUUUUUUCGUCUUCAAAAUUAUUUUAAAUAUUUUGUCGGUUUAUUUUAUUUUUCUAAGAAUCCGAACAAAAAUAUAACAAAUCCCUUUAAAAAGAAAUCAUGAUUUUGGUAAAAUAAUAUUUUGUUGGUUUGUUCCAACCAAGGGGUGGUGGCGCAGUUGGCUAGCGCGUAGGUCUCAUAGCUAAAACGAGUUAUCCUGAGGUCGAGAGUUCGAGCCUCUCUCACCCCAUAUUUUUUUCUACUCCAAGUAAUGUGAAAUCCGCUGGGGAUUAAUAAUUGUUGAAUAAAGUGUGAAAGCAUAUAUUGGUGUGAACCUUUUGAAUUCCAAUGUACAAGAAGGUCAAUGCAUGGAGACAGACCCAUCUCCCAUCUCCAAACGUCAGGCAUCGAUUGGGUACAAAGUUAAGUAUUUAAAAUUGUUAUAUUUCACACCAAAAAGAAGAGAAGAAAAAAAUUGACCGACAUGGAGAAAAUAUAUAAAUGGUAAUAUGAACGUUACAUCUUAAAUAAAUCCCAUAAAAAAUGGCAAUAAGUUUGUUUGUAUCCAGCGGAUAUUCUUCCCUAUAUUUAAAAUCGCCCAAUUAAUUUUGCCUGUUCCUUCCAUUUACGUCUCUAUAAAAAUAGAAAGAAAGCACCAAUAAUGAGAUUGCCAAAGCCGUCCACCACCAAUAUGGGUUUCUUCUUCACUUCUCGCUUUGUUCUCAUCAACAUCAUUGUCAUUUUCCAAUGCUUUUCACUCCUCUCUUUUGCUCAAGAUUUCGAUUUCUUCUACUUUGUUCAAAGUUGGCCUGGCUCUUAUUGUGACACAGGAAGAAGUUGCUGCUAUCCAAAGACAGGAAAGCCAAGUGGUGACUUCAAAAUUCAUGGACUUUGGCCUAAUUAUAACGAUGGAACUUACCCUUCUAAUUGUGAUUCAUCCAACCCCUUCGAUCGAACCCAGAUAUCAGAUUUGGUGAGCAGUAUGGAGAAGAACUGGCCAUCACUUGCCUGUCCAAGCAGUGAUAACACAAAGUUCUGGUCACACGAGUGGAACAAACAUGGAACUUGUUCCGAAUCCGUUCUAGACCAACACAGUUAUUUUGAGACUACUCUCAACCUUAAACAACAAGCCAACAUCCUCCAAGCUCUUCAAACAGCAGGUAUAAACCCAGAUGGAAGUUACUACAGUUUAGAUAAGAUUAAGAGUGCAAUUGAAGAAGGAAUUAAGCUGAGCCCUGGAAUCAGUUGCAAUGUUGAUGAGUCAGGCAACAGUCAAUUGUAUGAGAUUUAUUUGUGUGUCGAUUCGUCUGCUUCCAACUUCAUUGACUGCCCAAUUUUCCCAAAUUCAAAUUGUGCUUCUUCUCUCGAGUUCCCCAAAUUUUAGAGAUCUAAUGAUCUCUUGUUUGUGUUCUUUUUUCUCUCUACUUGUUUUGCUUUUACAUUUCUGUUUCCUUUGUGAUUAUGGUUCAUGUUGUUACUAAAAUUGCUUCACUUUUUAGAGAUCUAAUUUCUUUUAGUUUUCAUGGAAAAGUGUAACUGUUGCUCUACCAAUUUGGGUUAAAAUAUUAUUGAAGAAAGCUGUUAUCUAUGUUAAAAUCAUCUAA